Messenger RNA from Corylus avellana, 2895 nucleotides. The record is from RefSeq and is a predicted model, not a curated record. Lineage: Eukaryota; Viridiplantae; Streptophyta; Magnoliopsida; Fagales; Betulaceae.
CAGCCAACGAAACAAAUUAGCCAUAAGCGCAGCUGAAUCACUUACCUUUCCAGAGUAUUACCAAACGUUCAACUCUCGACGUUCUUCUAGCUGGUUGGCUUAACUCGUACGGUCCAACGCAGUUACAGAAGAACAGAGCGAAGACGAUGAUGUUGGACGGCAUGGAGGACGAAGACAAAUGGCUCGCCGAAGGGAUCGCCGGCAUUCAACACAACGCCUUUUACAUGCACCGCGCUCUGGACGCGAACAAUCUCCGAGAAGUCCUCAAGUACUCUGCUCAGAUGCUGUCGGAGCUCCGAACCUCGAAGCUUUCUCCUCACAAAUACUACGAACUCUAUAUGCGAGCGUUCGAUGAAUUGAAGAAGCUGGAGAUGUUCUUCAAAGACGAAAGCAGGCACGGGGUUUCGGUCGUUGAUCUUUAUGAACUUGUUCAGCAUGCUGGCAACAUUUUGCCUAGACUGUAUCUCCUAUGUACGGUAGGAUCUGUGUACAUUAAAUCUAAGGAGGCUCCUGCUAAAGAUGUCCUUAAAGAUCUUGUGGAAAUGUGUCUUGGUGUUCAACAUCCAAUACGUGGGCUAUUUUUAAGAAGUUAUCUUGCUCAAGUCAGUAGAGAUAAGUUACCUGAUAUUGGUUCAGAAUAUGAGGGUAUUCACGGGUUCUUGCAUAAAAAGAUCCUACCAUAUGAAUUCCCUUCAUUAUGGCAUAGUGAUGCUGACACUGUCAUGGAUGCUGUAGAAUUUGUGCUUCAGAAUUUCACCGAGAUGAAUAAACUUUGGGUACGACUGCAACUUCAGGGACCUGGUCGGUUAAGAGAGAAGCUGGAAAAGGAAAGGAGUGAGCUCCGUGAUCUGGUGGGGAAAAACCUCCACGUUCUCAGUCAGAUAGAGGGUGUGGACCUUGAAAUGUACAAAGAUACCGUUCUUCCCAGAGUCUUAGAGCAGAUUGUCAACUGCAAAGAUGAGCUUGCUCAAUAUUAUCUGAUGGAUUGCAUAAUUCAGGUCUUUCCUGAUGAGUACCACUUGCAGACCCUUGAGACAUUAUUGAGUGCUUGCCCCCAGCUUCAGCCAACGGUUGACAUCAAGACAGUGUUAUCUCAAUUAAUGGACAGAUUAUCAAAUUAUGCUGUUUCAAGUACAGAUGUAUUACCUGAAUUUCUUCAAGUAGAAGCUUUUGCAAAAUUGAGCAGUGCUAUUGGGAGGGUGAUAGAAGCACAGGUUGACAUGCCUAUUGUUGGAGCCAUAAGUUUAUAUGUCUCUCUUCUUACGUUUACUCUCCGUGUUCAUCCUGAUCGGCUUGACUAUGUGGAUCAAGUACUGGGAGCAUGUGUUAAGAAGCUUUCUGGAAAACCAAAGCUCGAAGACAAUAGAGCAAAAAAACAAGUUGUCGCACUACUGAGUGCUCCAUUGGAUAAAUACAAUGAUAUUGUCAUGGCCCUGAUGCUUUCUAAUUAUCCCCGUGUGAUGGACCACCUUGAUAAUGAAACAAACAAAGUUAUGGCCAUUGUUAUUAUUCAAAGCAUCAUGAAAAAUAACACUUGCAUCUCUACUGCUGAUCAGGUUGAGGUGUUGUUCGAAUUAAUUAAAGGGCUCAUGAAAGACUUGGAUGGAACUGCUGUAGAUGAGCUUGAUGAGGAGGAUUUUAAGGAAGAACAAAACUCUGUUGCUCGUCUCCUUCACAUGCUUUAUAAUGAUGACCCAGAGGAAAUGUUAAAGAUCAUAUGCACCAUGAAGAAGAAUAUAAUGGAUGGAGGAUCAAAACGCCUGCCUUUUACUGUUCCUCCUCUUAUAUUUUCUGCACUCAGGUUGAUUAGGCGAUUGCAAGGUCAGGAUGGGGAUGUAGCUGGAGAGGAAGUGCCUGCAACGCCAAAAAGGAUUUUUCAGAUCUUAAAUCAGACUAUUGAAGCUCUUUCAACUGUUCCAACUCCUGAACUGGCAUUAAGGUUAUACCUGCAAUGUGCUGAGGCUGCUAAUGACUGUGAUCUUGAGCCUGUUGCUUAUGAAUUUUUCACUCAGGCAUUUGUGUUAUAUGAAGAAGAAGUUGCGGACUCCAAGGCCCAGGUGACUGCAAUACAUCUAAUAAUUGGGACUCUUCAGAGAAUGAAUGUAUUUGGUGUUGAAAAUAGAGAUACUUUAACACACAAGGCCACGGGGUAUUCAGCAAAGCUUCUAAAGAAACCAGAUCAGUGCAGAGCAGUUUAUGCAUGUUCGCAUCUUUUUUGGGUUGAUGAUCAGGAUGGCAUUAAGGAUGGAGAAAGGGUCCUGCUUUGCUUAAAGCGUGCCUUGAGGAUUGCAAGUGCUGCUCAACAGAUGUCCAAUGUUACACGGGGUAGCAGUGGGCCAGUUACACUCUAUGUUGAAAUACUGAACAAGUACCUCUAUUUUUUUGAGAAGGGAAACCCCCAAAUCACAAGCGCCGCAAUCCAAGGUCUGCUAGAAUUAAUCACAACCGAGAUGCAAAGCGACUCCGCAGCUCCCAAUACUGUAUCAGAUGCUUUCUUUGCAAGCACGCAGCGGUACAUUCAGUUCCAGAAACAGAAAGGUGGUGUAAUGAGUGAAAAAUAUGAUUCUGUGAAGGUUUGAGUUUCUAGUAUGUGUUAAGUUAUACUACCGAAAUGUCUGGGCAAGCAGCUAGUUGUGUGAAAAGUGAUGGGGUUGAGAGGAAGUUGAUGAUGGGGAGAGGUGAGCAGCGAGCCCAAUUGUGUGAAAAUUCUUUGCACCCUUGACGGGGAACUCAUUUAUAGUUUUUUUUUUUUUUUUUUUUGAACCUUUCGCUUGUUAUUCUUUUUGUCAAAUAUUUGUUUUUAUUCAAUUUUUGGUUGGUUUGAUGAUAGAACUACAAUUUUACAAGAGCUGUGUCAGAAAAUGGACAAAAAUUGUAUGAAAUUGGACUGAAGAU